This is a messenger RNA of Empidonax traillii (willow flycatcher), 3100 nucleotides long. It is a transcript of the gene CANX, whose product is annotated as calnexin. Lineage: Eukaryota; Metazoa; Chordata; Aves; Passeriformes; Tyrannidae. The record is from RefSeq and is a predicted model, not a curated record. Gene Ontology annotation, molecular function: calcium ion binding. Bases 160 to 1977 code for a protein of 605 amino acids. Gene Ontology annotation, biological process: protein folding. The transcript has 15 exons. Gene Ontology annotation, cellular component: endoplasmic reticulum membrane; endoplasmic reticulum.
GCCGCGAGCCGCCCGAACGUGCUCCCCGUGAAGCCCCGCAGAGGGGGGAGAGGAGGAGGGUGCGGAGCGUGUCGUGGGGCCUGGCUCGGGCUGAGCCAGGGGAAGGAGAAGCCUCUGGAAAGGGGGAGCUCGGGGCGCAGAGCUGGAGGCCAACAGACCAUGGAGCUGAAAUGGCUACUGUAUGUGACCCUGCUGGCUCUUGGGAUCCUUGCUGCCCAGGCACAUGAUGUGGAUGAAGACAACGAUGCCGAUGAUGUAGUUGAUAUCGAGGAUGACUUGGACGAUGGCAUUGAGGAGGUAGAAGAGUCAAAAUCUGAAACAAGCAGUCCUCCUCCAGCUCCAAAGGUUACCUACAGGCCCCCCGUCCCAACCGGUGAAGUGUAUUUUGCGGAAUCGUUUGAUAAAGGAACUCUGGAUGGAUGGAUCCUUUCCAGAGCCAAGAAAGAUGAUACGGAUGAUGAGAUUGCAAAAUAUGAUGGUAAAUGGGAAGUCCAAGACAUGAAGGACACUAAGCUUCCAGGAGACAAAGGGCUUGUACUGGUAACCCGAGCCAAGCAUCAUGCAAUUUCAUCCAAACUCUCAAAGCCAUUUGUGUUUGAUACCAAACCCCUUAUUAUACAGUAUGAGGUAAACUUCCAAAAUGGAAUAGAGUGUGGUGGGGCCUAUGUGAAAUUGCUUUCAAAAACCCCGGAGCUGAACCUGGACCAGUUCCAUGACAAAACUCCAUAUACAAUAAUGUUUGGCCCUGACAAGUGUGGAGAGGACUAUAAAUUGCACUUCAUCUUCCGGCACAAAAACCCAAAGACUGGCAAAUAUGAGGAGAAACAUGCAAAGCGUCCAGAUGCAGACCUGAAGAGUUACUUUACUGAUAAGAAGACUCAUCUUUAUACUCUAGUCUUGAAUCCUGAUAAUAGUUUUGAGAUACUGGUUGAUCAAACGGUUGUCAACAGUGGGAAUUUGCUAAAUGAUAUGUCUCCUCCUGUGAAUCCACCUCGAGAGAUUGAGGAUCCAAAUGACCAGAAGCCUGAGGACUGGGAUGAGAGACCAAAAAUCCCAGACCCAGAUGCUGUUAAACCAGAUGACUGGGAUGAGGAUGCUCCUGCAAAGAUCGCAGAUGAAAACGCUGUGAAGCCAGAGGGCUGGCUGGAUGAUGAGCCAGAAUAUGUAGCAGACCCUGAUGCUGAGAAGCCUGAAGAUUGGGAUGAAGAUAUGGAUGGGGAAUGGGAGGCACCUCAGAUUGCAAAUCCUAAAUGUGAGGCAGCUCCUGGCUGUGGUACCUGGCAGCGCCCAAUGAUUGACAAUCCCAACUACAAAGGCAAAUGGAAGCCUCCUAUGAUCGAUAACGUGAACUAUCAGGGUAUAUGGAAACCUAGGAAGAUCCCAAACCCAGAUUUUUUUGAAGACUUGGAACCUUUCAAGAUGACUCCCUUCACUGCCGUGGGACUUGAGUUAUGGUCCAUGACAUCUGACAUCUUUUUUGACAACUUUAUCAUCUGUACUGAAAGAGCUGUGGCUGAUGAUUGGGCCAAUGAUGGAUGGGGACUGAAAAAGGCAGCUGAUGGUGCUGCAGAGCCUGGUGUUGUGGGCCAGAUGAUGGCAGCUGCUGAAGAGCGUCCCUGGCUUUGGGUGGUCUACAUUCUCACUGUGGCUUUGCCAGUGUUCCUUGUUGUCCUUUUCUGCUGUUCUGGGAAGAAACAGCCAAGUGCUGCAGAAUACAAAAAGACUGAUGCUCCUCAGCCUGAUGUGAUGGAUGAUGAGAAAGAGGAAGAAAAAGACAAAGGGGAAAAAGAAGAGGAAGAGGAGGAGGAGGAAGCAAAUGAGGAAAAGCUGGAAGAAAAGCAGAAAGGUGAUGCUGAUCCAGGAAAUGCUAGUCAAGAGGAGGAGGAAGAGGAGGAGGAAGAUGACAGGAAACAUGCAUCAGAGGAGGAGGAAACUGUGAAUAGAUCACCCAGAAACAGAAAGCCAAGGAAAGAUUGAAAAAAAGUCAUAAGAACUUGAUCUGUGAUUUUUUUUUGUUUUGGUUUGGUUUUUUGUUUUGAAACAUGGUUCUGGGAGAGGACCUUGGACACCUUACAUUGAAACUUGGACAAACCUCAAGAUUUCACCAUCCACAGGUUCCAGUCACACUAUCCAAUGUAAUGGAGUGUCUAGCAGUAAAAUAUUUGCAAUCAUCUGUUUUAAAGAGCAUCAUUCCUGUAGAAAGAAUGCAUUUAAUAUAAUGGGCUGUGGAUUUUGGAAUGUAACAUAACUAACCUUUUCAUUUUUGGUUUUAAAUAUUCUUUUCUGUUUUUAAGUAGAUUGGUAGAAUUUUUCCAGUCUCAAACCUUGGCUUAAUUUAAUAUAUUAAUUAGUGAAAUAUAACAAUGAAUCUUGAAAGUGCUAGGUGAUAAAAAAUGCAGUUUUAUAACUAGUUUUUUUUACAAAUAUGUAAAUUCCUAAAUGCACCGAUGUCUUUAUAUCCCUUAAAAUUUGGUAAUUGUUUAAAGAAAACUUAUCAAUGUCUUUGACAACCCCUCUGCCUUCAAAAGAAAAAACUAGGAGGGGAUGUGUGGGGAAACAAGUAGUGAAACUGUAAUUAAUUAACUUCAUUCUUUUGGGGGGAGGGGAAAGAGGAAGAAGGGGUGGAAGGAGGGGGUUAGACAGUCUAUAGCAUAUGACACUGUGCAUGGCUAAAGCCCUGCUAAGUGUUGACAAACUAUCUGGGAUUUGGAGUGGGUCAUCUUGAUUGUGGCAUUUCAUCCUGCAGACCUUGCAGAUAAUCGAUUUUUGUUUGUUCUUGAGCUCUUCUCUGUGCAGCCGAGGGGUUGGGGGGGAGGUGUGGUUGGGCUACUUCCCCCUUUCCCCUCUGCUGGGCCACCGAUUGUGUCCUCUCUGCGUGACGAUGCAGCUCUUGCUGAGAGCGGCUCUGCCUCAGUUGCUGAAGCACUUCAUGUUCAGCUCUUUGUCAAGCUCGAUUUCAUAGCUAGGCCUACUCCUUUCCAGGGUCCAAACACUGAAUUAGACAGUGUCCCAUUAUCCUCUCACUGUUGUCACUGUAUGUCUGCUGUAGAAACGGGGGAGGUAGGGCAGGUACAUGAGUUGAACUGAGUAUUUGUUAAGG